Episyrphus balteatus (marmalade hoverfly) is the source of this 1545-nucleotide messenger RNA. RefSeq lists its product as uncharacterized. NCBI's taxonomy places the organism in Eukaryota, Metazoa, Arthropoda, Insecta, Diptera, Syrphidae. The record is from RefSeq and is a predicted model, not a curated record. The annotation marks the transcript as partial. The transcript has a single exon.
AAAGAUUAUGAAUAUAAUCUUAAACGCAAAAUGCGUGAAAAUAAACUAGAUUUCAGUGGCACAGGCGGAGGAUCGAACAAACAAAAAACAUUUUCCGACAACGAGAAAGCCACAAUGGCCAUUCUCGAAUUGAAUGAAGCUGUGUCCGGUAAUUCUUUGGCAAGGGACUUUGGCGGGCCAUCCCGCAAGCCAUCUGAGCCAAAAGAUGCCAUUACCGAAGAAAUUGACGCGGUGGAAGCAGUAAUUGAAGAAAUUUUUGCGGAAGACGCAAAUCUGGAUGACGAUUCCCCAGCGUUUCAUCCAAUUGCAGAGGAUGAAGCACCCCCUCUUCCAAAAAAGGGAGACACAAAACUAAACAAUUCCCAGACAAUUCAUCAAAAUACAGAAGAAUAUGCACCACCCCUUAAAAAAAAGAAAAAUACUCGGAACGCUAUGUUAGAACAGCAUGUUAACAUGCAAGGCGAUGUGGUCGGUAUUCUUAAGGAAAAGCUAGCCUCAAUGGAGAACACCCAAAUUGCAAUACUCAAAGAGCUUCAAACAACCAAUAAGUGGCAUAAAGAAGCUGAUAGAUGGAGGAGAAAGGCAUAUGAGCUUAAAAAAGAAAAAUUUGAUGAAAUGAAAAAAAACAACAUCAGGAAAAAUAAGCAAUACAUAUGUAGAGCUUCUUUCCCUUAAAAAAAAAAACAAAAUAGACCUAGAAUUAAUGAAAUUCAAUAGUUCAGAAGAAUAUGCUCCUACUGAAAUUGAAAAAGAAAAUGUGAAGACGACUGUUCCAAGAAGAGAGUCUUCCUCUUUUACUUCUUCCAGCACCUCUAGUGAUUAGAUGUAUAUGUACAUCUUUAUUUGUAUUCCAAGUUCCUCGGUGCCAAAAACCAAAACGAAACUAAAGACUAAAUACCUACUGAAAUAGUACAGGAAAGAUAGACUUUUUCGUGGAACGAAAUAUAGGACGGUUGAAUUUUUAAAAUCUGAAAGAGGGGUAUUAGAAAAGCUUAAGUCCUGGUUUUCGGGACGCCAACCCCCUGGUGAAAUCCACCAUUUUGGAAAACGCGAAUCGCUCUAUAUCUCCAAAAAUAUUUGUCCUAGAGAAAUGCUUAUCAGGCCAAAGUUCUUGGAAAUUUAAUUAUCUUUUUCUUUGUGAUGCAUUAUUUUUCUGAGCGGGCGAUAAUUUUGAGGUUAUGUUGUUUUCUUCUUCUUCUUCUUCCUUUUUCUCGGCGCUGUUAUGAUCUCGAUGUCGAGGGGAUCAUAACUAUCCCACGUUACUGCUUCACACUAGUGAUCCGCUUGUGGGGUUCGCCGGGUUGACCUCAGAAAUCGGCGGCAAGCCUCCCGGUUUUGUAUUGUUCCAUUUCUAAGGCCAACUGAAUGCUGGUGUUUUUGCAUUUGCUUGUACCAGGAGUUUUUAGGCCUACCUUUCUUUUUAUUUCGUCUUGGAACGUUGUAUGAUAUUGCUUUUUUGACGGGGUUCUCAGGAUCUCUCCUUUGAACAUGGCAAUACCAACUGAGUCGGUCGUGUUCAAUUUUUUUUUUUUUUUUUUCAAUUUU